UUCGAUUUCUAGCUUGGACUUUUCCAUUUUUUUCUCACAUCAUUCCAUUGAGUUUUCUCGUGGGUGUAUCACAGUUACACUUCAUUUCCCCUCAAUGAGACAGAUUUAAACCAUGUCAGAACUAGUCCAAGACUCUACUAUGUGCAAUAAAACAAACAAAGACCCGUGUUGCACAGGGUCUGAAAACACCAUGCUGUUGCAACGACCGGCCCCUGUUAAGUGUCAAGACAUAAACCAUGUGCUGACGUCGGCAUUGAGGGACAUCCUUUCCCAAGACAAACUGUGCAUGACAACGGUGGAGAAUCUCAUCACCUCAAAGGGCAGCAAGGACCCCCACCAUGAGAGAUAUGUAGAAUGGUUGAACCAGGUUUGUAAAGAGAGAGAGAAGAGACUGUCCCAGAUCUCGAUGCUGGAACGCCAUCUGAUGCAGGUUCAAGCUCGGGUAGUCUCAGCAGAUGAAAGGAUGUUAAACACCUUUAAAAGUUUUGGAGGGCACGAGACCCUGGAUAUUCCCAAAGGAUUUUCCUGCUACCGGUCAUAUGUUAAUUCCAGGUUACUCAAAGAAAAUGGUCUGAUUGUUCCAGAUGAUUAUUUAAAAGAUGAAAUGACAGAGAUUUCCAAAAAAUUACUGAAGUCUCCAACCAAGAGAUUCUCAAGAUACAAGGAUCGAACAGCAUUACCUCAACGAGUCAGAAAUGACCCAAGUUAUCUGCAAACAACCGCAUCAUGGCUCCACCAUAAUUAUGAGAAAUCAAGGGUAUAUUCAGAUGCAUUAGCAAAGAAACUCUUUUCAUCAAGUCUUGAUAAAUUGAAUCUCUCAACUCCGGAUUUCUCUCUACCAGCUGCAAGGAAAAGUAUAACCAUCGUUGAAAAACCAAAUAUUCCAAGAAAGAGAGAGAGUAACCCCUUAACCAAUGGCCUCCAAUGUGAGAAGGACUUUGCAGAGCAGAUGUUAGCUCCAGUGAAUUUUCUGGUGAACCCUCGAAACCGUAAACUGAGUGACAAGCUCAAGCCUAGAUUACUGACAGAGAUUCCUGGAAACAAAAGUUGCCCAAGUUCUGUCGCUUCUGCAGAGGAACAAGUCAAAGAGUCUCCUCUCUUCCUGCCGACCCCUCGGAAAAUUCUCUUUACGGAUUACAGAAGCGGUGAGAUAUACGAGGCCAGACUGGAACUGAAGAACGUAUCGUCUGUACUUCGGCCGUGUCGAGUGAUUCCACCAGCAACCAAAUACUUUUUAGUUGGACUUGGCCAAUUCCCCAACGAACAGGGUCUGGUGGCGCCAGGGAUGAGCUGUAUCUACACAAUACGUUUUGCCCCCGACACCCUCGGCUCCUUCAAAGACGAACUGCAAGUGGUGACACAAUCUUCAACAAACAUCAUAGUACCACUCCUGGCCAAGAGACCACAUCCCAUUUUAACUCUUCCGUCUGUACUGGACAUUGGUUUCUGUCUUAUCGGCUGCAAACUGGUCACCCACGUGGUUAUAAAGAAUAUCGGGGGAAGUGGAUGCUUUUGUAUGAUGCCAGCUGAUUUGUGGAAUACAACUGCAUACAAGGCGUAUGCCCAGCAAGAGAAUAUUGGCAUGCCUCCCUUUUGUGUUGGACCUGCUACAUUUGGGAUGAGGAAAAAUUUGGUUGGAGUAAUAGAAGUGAGGUUUGAACCUCAAAUGGUUGGCAGAUAUAGCUGUAAACUGGCCAUUGUCUGUGAUAAUUGUGAGGUGAAAUACUUCACCAUCAUAGGCCAUUGUCAGAAAGCCAAAGUAAUGUUAGCGGAGCAUGAAGGUCUCUGUUCUAGGCCACUACCAAAUGAAAGCUAUGAUAGUUUGGCCCAUCAUCUUAUCAGGUUCAAAGACACAAAUGUUUACUCAUAUGAGCAGAAAACAAUUACAAUAAGGAACUGCACGAGCAUAGACUUUCCAUUUUUCUGGUUCCCAGUGAAACCAGAUUUUCAAAGAGGUAACGAUUUGAAACCAAACAAAAUUGCAGAGAAGAACAGCGCUUUCCGUGUCUUCCCAAACUGUGGUCGUUUAAAGGCCAAUGCUAAAAAGCAAUUUCAGAUAAUGUUUGCACCUGAAAAGGUAAGUCUUUCAUGUUAUGUGCAGCUUGAUGCACCAGUGUGCAUUUAUAUAAUGAGCAUAGACUUUCCAUUUUUCUGGUUCCCAGUGAAACCAGAUUUUCAAAGAGGUAACGAUUUGAAACCAAACAAAAUUGCAGAGAAGAACAGCGCUUUCCGUGUCUUCCCAAACUGUGGUCGUUUAAAGGCCAAUGCUAAAAAGCAAUUUCAGAUAAUGUUUGCACCUGAAAAGGUUGGUUCCUUCGACUGUGUCUGGCACAUGAUACUUGAAGAGCCACCAAGUCACAAAGAUUUUAUGAGUGAGAGCGUUAUUUUUUCUGAUCGCCGACACUCUCUUCAACUCCUGAAAAACAUUGAGAAAGAACUCCAGAAACGAAUGUCAUCAACUUUACUUGGAGAAGCAGCAGAUUUAAUGAUUGCAAUGAAAGGGAGAUGUGUACCUUUUGCUGUGCUCAUCCAACCGUAUGCCCUCUUCAUCCAUGAACCCAUUCUGAUUGGGUCAACUGAACAUAGACAAAUUCAGGUCACCAACAACAGUUGCAAUGAAAUUAGCUUUCAUUGGCAAUGCGAACACUCUGAUUUAUUUAUCAUCAAAAUGGAGCCAACAGAAGGAGUAGUUGAAACUGGAAAAACUGCAGACUGUCAACUGUGCCUUACUGGCUUAAAACCUGGGGAGAUCAACAUGCACUUAAAAUGUUACCUUGAAUACCAAGAGGAACCCAUUUGCUACCAUCUCCAGGCAUCUUUCAAGGGUCCUAAAGUUGUCGUUGAAAAUUCCAGCAUCGACUUUGGUCUUGUCUGUCUUGGAGACUGUGUAUUAAAAGAGUUGUGUCUUCAAAACAAGUCACCAGUGCCAGCUGAAUUCCACAUUGCAGAAAUCCCAGAACCAGAUACGCCUGUUGGAAGUCAAGCCCACCUGUGUGAAAUACAAAUCCUUCCGAACAGAGGAAUUAUCUCUCCAUUAAAAACGGAACCUUUUAAUCUGACUUUUUUCUCCAAGGAACAGAUGGUGUUUAACGAUGUAUUUGUUCGAUGUAAAGUAAUGGAAAUGCGCAAGUUUCUCUGUUUGGCCAUUACUGCUGACGUGAAGGGAUUAAUUAUACAAUACCAGGUAUCAAAAGACGGUUAUUUCAAUGAUGAAAGUCCUGAUGAUGAUGAACCUGUGGUAUUGGACUUUGGUGAGGAAGUAAUGGUGGCCACCAAACCGUGCUUGUAUCUCCGUAUCAAAAACGUCACUGAGAUCGAAAGUACCUACUCCGUAUCUGCUGAGAAAUUCCCGGUUGAUAAUUCUGUUUUCCAGCCAUCAAUGAAGGCACAGAGAAUAAAUGCCAAAUUACCAAAGCCGUUCACAUCUCCAUCGGCCAAGCGCACUGAUAAUGUUGGAGUCAGAGCUGAAGCAAAUCCAACACAGAUCAACGGAGCUGGUUUACUAAUUGAGCCACUCAGUGGUAAGCUACCUGCACUCAGCUACGUCAUCGUCAAGAUCACCCUCAUUUCAAGUAUGUGGGGUAACUACAGAGACAACUUGCUCUGUAAGACUGGGGACCUGGAUGUUGUACGUCUACCUGUUGUGUUCAACAUAGUGGGAAGUCCUCUCCGAUUCUUGAUAGUUGGCCCAGCAUCAAACGAGGAACCGAAAAUCCGGUUUGGUUUCUAUAUUGCUGGCAUGAAACCUGUUUGCCGGAAUGUCAAAAUUUACAACAACAGUGUCUUUGAUAUUCGAAUUGACUGGCGAGUUUACAACUUCUGCGAGGAUGAUCAACAAAUUAUUGAUCUGAACCUUUUCUAUGGGGACCCUUUCCCGCUUUUAGAGCCCAAUGGCAAAGAAAUUGUCUCAGCUCACACAGAUGUCCCCAAGAAUGACUCCUCCGAAGAGUCGGCAGCCAAUUCAGAAGGCCAGAGGGAGCGAAUACUAAACAUUACCUGCUCCCCCCACAUUGGGAUAAGCUCAGACGACCCAUUCCAUGUGAUGCCAAAACAAAUGAUUAUCAAAGGUAACAGUGAUGCAUCUCUGGUGGUGAUGUACAACACCCCUGCUUAUGAAACUUCCACCCAACCAUACAGCUACUUGUCCUAUGCUUGUGGCUUCUUUAGUCUGGACCAUAAUAUGCAGAAAAUAGAUUCUGAGAAAGGAAUUAUAAGACCUGAAGGUUGGGAUAAAUUGCCUUUGAAGAUUCAUUUGACAGCUGAUGUUUUGGUUGCCAGGCUAACUGUGGCAGAUUCUUCUGAUGAUCGUUUCUUGAAUGCAACUCUUGGAGAAAUUUUUUCCCUUGAUCAGGAACCUGAAGUCAAUCAGAAGAUCUACACAUUAGAACUCAUUAACGAGCUGGAAGCAGCUGUGAGCUUCAGCCUAAUUGUCAGUUCCCCUUUCUGCUUCUUGGAUGCAGAUAUUUAUACUGUCUUAUCUGAAACUAACAAGAUGCUUUCAAAACUCUUCACGCUUGCACCCCAGGGUGCCCUCUUCCUAAAAGUUGGAUUCCUAAUGAGUGAAAAACUGCUGCAAUAUUGGCAUCAAACGGAAUCGCAAUCGAUUUCUGAAUCUCAAGAAAGUGAAAGUGAUUUCCAGGACAUGCGAGUCUCCGUGGAGACCAUUAACGGGCAGAAAUGGUUGUAUUUCCGGCAUUUCCUCAAGAUAGAAUUUGGUAACUUAUCAGUACAGAAAGUUCCUAUAAAUGCAAGAAUUGCUCUACCGGAAGUGGUAGUCUCCACUGAUUUCAUUGCAUUCAAGACAUGUUUUAUUGGUCAACAGAAAUCCAAAGAAGUCACAAUCACUAACGUUUCACUCUCAAGGAGUUACCUUAUCAUUUCUUCAGAGAUUCGGUGCGCCUGCUGUGAUUCCAAUGUAUUUCUGGUGCAGCCGACCAGGAUCGAGCUGGAACGUUUCACCUGUAAUACUAACAAAUACAAGGCAAUAGUCACUGUGACCUUCAAACCACGAAAAGCGGGGUUUCACCACUGUGUGCUGACUUUAAAUGGGGUCAUGGGAGAAAAACCUAAAACAAUUGACUUGAAUGGUAUGGGUAGCCAUGAUGAGAGACAUCUUGUUUUGACCGAAAACAGAUAGUGACUGCGACCGGAAUGGAAAGGUUUUGGAGAGGAUUUUAAUGGAAGUUUAUCAACAGGGAUUUUGGGUGAAAAGGUCUGAUGGGAAUCUGCAAAGAAAAGUUUAAUGAAAAUUUUUUUUUUGAAAGAAGUAUUUAGAUGUAUUUGAAAGGUGUCUUUUGGAAAGAAGCUUUGCAGAAAUAAGUUGAAAAGGAUAUUUUUAAAAACAAUGCUGUACAAAGAAACUUUUGAACAUUAAAAAAAUAGAUAUAUAUAUAAUUCAAAAGAUUGUAAUUGUCUGCUUAUAAAAAAUUGUUAAAGUUUGAGUGUUGGCAUGUGGCCUGGUGGUUGGUAAGGGUGUUUGAACCAAGAACAUAAGGGCAUGGUUUUAAUUCCUGCACUAGACUGGACUGGACUGGAAGUGGAGUGGACAGUGCAUUGUAUCCUUAAGCAAGAUACUCUAUUUCACAUACCUCCAGCCUACUCAGAUAGUAAUGAGUACCAACCAGGUACUGGUGCAGCUCUCUCUCUCUCUCUCUCUCUCUCUCUCUCUCUCUCUCUAUGUGAAACAUGCUGGAGGUUCUGAGUUGAGGGUGAGAAACCCAAGAUGGUGUCUACGUCUACUUGUGACUAUACAGGUAACUGAGACAAUUAGCAAAACCAUGUUACUAGUUUGUAGUUGCUCACAACUGACAGCUGGUUUUUCUUGUAA
This is a messenger RNA of Octopus sinensis (East Asian common octopus), 5827 nucleotides long. RefSeq names its product deleted in lung and esophageal cancer protein 1-like. Gene Ontology annotation, biological process: negative regulation of cell population proliferation. The transcript has 38 exons. Bases 113 to 5137 code for a protein of 1674 amino acids. The record is from RefSeq and is a predicted model, not a curated record. NCBI's taxonomy places the organism in Eukaryota, Metazoa, Mollusca, Cephalopoda, Octopoda, Octopodidae.